AUGAUCUCGAGGCUGACGACGGGGCUGAGGGCGCAUGAGAAGGAGGAGAGGAAGAGGGUGGCAGCGACGCAGCUGCAUCUGACAGAGGAAGUUGAGCAGAUGCUUCAUUUGGUCAUGGGAGGACCGACAGACGACACAACGAAGGCGCUACUACUCGACAGGGAGGAGCAGUUGGAAGCCUAUCGGGAGAACGAGCGGGAAAGGCUGAAGGUCUUUGCGGGGCUCACGGAAGAACUGCAGGGAGAGAUCCCGUUGCAUUUCCUGUCAGCUAAGGUCAAGAUGAGGAAGGAACGCACGGUAAUUGAGGAAGUGCGAUUCAAAGGGGAAAGAUGCAGAGGACCGCAAGCGGUGCUCAAGGCAGCUUCGGCUCACUUCGCGGAAGCCUUCAAUGAUGGUCAAUCCGGGCUGAGAGACUUCAAGGCGACGGGCGACGGGAACACUGCCAGAGUCGCUGACUACAGUGGUAACGGUCCUGCUGCACAAGAAGGGAGAGAAAGACGUUUUAACCAACUACAGCCCGAUAACGCUACUUACGACGGUUUACAAGGUACUGGCGAAGGUGCUGGCGAACAGGCUGAAGCAAGAGCUGCAUCAUAUAAUCUUGAAGGAACAACACGGGUUCAUACCGGGACGCAGUAUGCGGUGGCGCUGGUAGCAGACGCGAUUGAAGCGGCGGAUAAUGAUGGGGAGGACUGGUACCUCCUGUUGGUGGAUUUCCAGAAGGCGUAUGAUACAGUAUCGCGGUCUUUCCUCUUCAAGACGCUGGAGAAACUCGGUCUGCCGGGGCAGUUUGUCAAAUGGACGGAGGGCCUGCACAAGGGUUCGGAGACCAGAUUGGCAAUAAACGGCUGGUUAGGCAAACGAGUGGAGAUGCAGAGGGGGGUGAGACAGGGAUGCCCUUUAGCGCCUUACCUUUUCCUGUGUGCUCUGGAGCCGCUAUGUGCAGAAAUCAGGUCAAGAGGUCUGGGGGUCAAGGCGGAAGGCGGGGAGGCUGUGUCAUACGUAGGGUACGCGGGUGACACCUCCCUAAUCCUGAAAAGGGAAGAUCAGCUGCAUGCCGCGGCAGGGGCUCUUGAUUGGUUCGGGGAGAUGUCGGGGUUACACAUCAACCGAGACAAAUCAAUCGUCAUGCCGCUGGGAAUGAAUAAAGGCAUAACGACAUUACCGGGGGUGACGUUCAAAUGGGCGGAGACAGGGGUCCUAGAACGGCUACUGGGGGUCUGGGUGACGCCGAAUGGAGAAGCAGCCCCCUCCUGGGAGAAGGCAUGGGAAAAGGGGAAGAAGGAGUUAGCGAAGUGGGAAAGCCAUCAUCUGCUGACAGCUGCAAGAGUGACGAUUAUCAACAACUACAUUAUGCCGAUUCUUCUGUUUCAAGCGCAGAUCUACCCGCCGCCGGAGGAGCUGUGGGAGAAAAUCCGGAAGAUGUGUGACAACUAUGUAUCAAAAGGGGAAGCCACGGGGGAGAAGAUCUUCGUACUGUGGAGCGGAGAGCUGGCUCGUCUGCCAAAGAAGGAAGGUGGACUGGGGUUAGUCGACCCGAAGGAAGAGAUUGAUAGCCUGGCUAUGCGGCAAGUGGGGAAGUUUCUUACGGAGCAAAAUGUUACCAAGUUGUGGUUGUCGGAGAAGGCGGCGGCACUUCCGCAGAGGGUGGCGACAUUUUUCGCCCACAAGACUGCUGGCAGACAUUGGGAAAAAGGUAGCAAAAGGUGGAAGGCGAUAGCAGAAGUUUUCUGGGAGUCCCCGUUUGCAGACCUUCCGGCGCUAUCGAAUGGGUGGGAAGCCGAGCGCGAGCUGCUAUGUUUCAACCGAAGAAUCAUGUUCAGGGGGGGGGAGCCUGUUCGGGAACCGCUCGGGGGCAGCAGGAAUCCGGACAACCAGACUGGGGGACCUGCUUAUCACCAGGGGAGAUGGUAG
Messenger RNA from Closterium sp. NIES-65, 1914 nucleotides. The record is from the annotation of a GenBank genome assembly. NCBI's taxonomy places the organism in Eukaryota, Viridiplantae, Streptophyta, Zygnematophyceae, Desmidiales, Closteriaceae.